CGGGCGGGGCGGAUCCGGCGGCAGGCGCUGGGCGCUUGGCGCGGCGGCUCAGAGUGCGCGGGGAGGCGCGCGGCGUGCAGGUCGCAGCUGUGGCUCGGACGCCGGCAGGUGCUGGCGGGACUGGCGGGGAUCGCCGUGGACUGCCUCAGGGGCGCCGAGCGCGCCGCCCGCCCGACCCUAGUGUCCGCCUAACCGCGCAGCCUGCGCCCGCUCCUCCUCGCCCCGCGCCCGGAGCGCGGGGGCCGCCGGCGCUGGGCACUCGGCGGCCACCGAGGAUCUGGGCUCAGCAGCCAGUUCCCGCCCCCGUGCCGCCGCCGCCGCCGCCGCCUCCUCCCAGCCGACUGCCCGGCUUGGCCGCAGCCGCCGCGUCUGGCCCCCGGGUCCGCGCCGCUGGGGGCGCAGGCGGAGUCGGGGGUUGCCUGGCGCCGCCGCCCGUGCGCCUGGAGUCCACGUCCCGGGCCCGGCGGCCGGCGAGCAUGGAGGAGAAGUACCUACCCGAGCUGAUGGCGGAGAAGGACUCCCUGGACCCCUCCUUCACGCACGCCCUGCGCCUGGUGAACCAAGAAAUAGAAAAAUUUCAAAAAGGAGAAGGCAAGGAUGAAGAAAAGUACAUCGAUGUGGUGAUUAAUAAGAACAUGAAGCUGGGACAGAAGGUGUUAAUUCCUGUAAAACAGUUCCCUAAGUUCAACUUUGUGGGGAAACUUCUGGGUCCACGUGGCAAUUCUCUGAAGCGUUUACAAGAAGAAACCUUGACAAAAAUGUCCAUCCUUGGGAAAGGUUCCAUGAGAGACAAGGCCAAGGAAGAAGAGUUGAGGAAAAGUGGAGAAGCAAAGUACUUCCAUCUCAAUGAUGAUCUCCAUGUUCUCAUUGAAGUGUUUGCCCCACCUGCAGAAGCUUAUGCUAGGAUGGGACAUGCUUUGGAAGAAAUCAAAAAGUUCCUCAUCCCUGAUUAUAAUGAUGAGAUCAGGCAAGCACAGCUCCAGGAAUUAACAUAUUUGAAUGGUGGUUCAGAAAAUGCAGAUGUUCCAGUGGUUCGAGGGAAACCCACCUUGCGUACAAGAGGUGUACCAGCCCCAGCAAUAACCAGGGGAAGGGGAGGAGUUACAGCACGGCCAGUUGGAGUUGUAGUACCACGAGGGACGCCAACUCCCAGAGGAGUCCUGUCCACCCGAGGGCCAGUGAGUCGGGGAAGAGGACUUCUCACUCCCAGGGCAAGAGGAGUCCCCCCAACUGGGUACAGACCUCCACCGCCACCCCCAACACAAGAGACUUACGGAGAAUAUGACUAUGAUGAUGGAUAUGGCACUGCUUAUGAUGAACAGAGUUAUGAUUCCUAUGAUAACAGCUAUAGCACCCCAGCCCAAAGUGGUGCUGAUUACUAUGAUUAUGGACAUGGACUCAGCGAGGAGACUUACGAUUCCUACGGACAAGAGGAGUGGACUAACUCAAGACACAAGGCACCUUCAGCGAGGACAGCAAAGGGCGUCUACAGAGACCAGCCAUAUGGCAGAUACUGAUUGUACUGUCUGAUGUUGUGAAAUAGCCAAUCUCCACCAGUCCUGUAUACUGUUCAAAGUAAUUUUUUUCUAUGAACAAUCCCUUUUUAAAUAAAUCAAAAUGCUUAAAAUCUGAAUGGAUGGAACUUAAAACUACUUUGUUGAAACAUCAACCUGGGCAGAAAAAAAAAAAAAAAAGACAUGUAAAAUUUUGUUAUUUCCAGUCUGUAUAUGAAAAAAUAGGUCAUCAAAAGGAAAAAAAAUAACUUUGAUUAACUAGUGUUAAACAAAAAAUAGGUUUACUAAAUAUGUUAAUCUAUUCUUUUAACAUAAGCCUCACCUUUCAUUUUAAAGGUUUCCAUAGAAUUUAGUUAUUUGAUCUUUCAGCCAUAUGCUAGUUUUUUUUUUCUCUUGCCAACAUGCGUAAAAAGGGAAGCCAAUUACAAGUGCAAAUAAUGUGGUAUUCUUUUGUAACUCAAGUCUUGAAAUGUUCUGUAGUGUUAAGCAAAGUCUCCUCUUGCUUGAUACUAAAUAAACUUUUGAAAGAAA
Messenger RNA from Rhinopithecus roxellana (golden snub-nosed monkey), 2045 nucleotides. It is a transcript of the gene KHDRBS3, whose product is annotated as KH RNA binding domain containing, signal transduction associated 3. Gene Ontology annotation, biological process: regulation of alternative mRNA splicing, via spliceosome. The record is from RefSeq and is a predicted model, not a curated record. The coding region runs from base 477 to 1517 and encodes 346 amino acids. Lineage: Eukaryota; Metazoa; Chordata; Mammalia; Primates; Cercopithecidae. Gene Ontology annotation, molecular function: mRNA binding. Gene Ontology annotation, cellular component: nucleus. The transcript is spliced from 9 exons.